GGUGAUGCUUACGUGACGGGCGAAGCACGUUAGCGCAGCGUUUGCUUCCGUUUGAGAAUCCUCGCCGGUCCGGUCCGUGUAGCAGGCUGUCCAGCACCAUGUUCAGAGCCGCCGUCCGACUCUCGGUCUCCGGUGUCCGGAGUUUAACCCGCACGCAACCACGGUGCCAAGCUGUUUUGGCCUCAAGGUGUUACUCACAUGGCAAGCAGGAGACGGAUGAGGAGUUUGAUGCCCGCUGGGUCACCUAUUUUAACAAGCCAGACAUUGACGCAUGGGAGCUGAGAAAAGGGAUGAACACAUUGAUUGGGUAUGAUCUGGUACCUGAGCCAAAGAUUCUUGAGGCAGCACUGAGAGCCUGUCGGAGGUUAAAUGACUUGGCCAGCGCUAUCCGAAUUCUGGAAGCUGUGAAGGACAAAGCUGGCCCUCAUAAAGAUAUCUACCCGUAUGUGAUCCAAGAGCUGAGGCCAACAUUAGACGAGCUCGGCAUCUCUACACCCGAAGAGCUCGGCAUCGACAAAGCAUAGAGAAAUCUAACAAGGAUUGAUAUCCCCCGGACACAGAGACAUUGUACUUAAAUGUUUGCCUCAUGUAAUACGUGCUAUAUUUAAUUUGACCUUUAUUAAGUUCUGUUGCUUGUAAAAUAUUGAUGAACCUAAUAAAGGAAAAUGUAUCUUUAA
Molecule: messenger RNA, 677 nt
Organism: Acanthopagrus latus (yellowfin seabream)
Lineage: Eukaryota; Metazoa; Chordata; Actinopteri; Spariformes; Sparidae
Product: cytochrome c oxidase subunit 5A, mitochondrial-like
Exons: 5
Coding region: 99-524 (141 amino acids)
Biological process (GO): mitochondrial electron transport, cytochrome c to oxygen
Cellular component (GO): mitochondrial inner membrane
Source: RefSeq, a predicted model, not a curated record